This is a messenger RNA of Sphenostylis stenocarpa, 648 nucleotides long. NCBI's taxonomy places the organism in Eukaryota, Viridiplantae, Streptophyta, Magnoliopsida, Fabales, Fabaceae. The record is from the annotation of a GenBank genome assembly.
AUGUCUAGCCUAGAUAAAGACCGGCAUGAUUUGCAGUCCACUAUCGAUGCUCUCCAAGAAGAAAAGAAGAUGCUGCUCUCUAAGCUGCGAAAGGCUUCAGGGACUGGAAAGUCUAUCGAGAGUCAAACAAGUAAACGAGAUGUUUCUACAUCCACAGGGGAUUUAGCAAGUGAAGAUCCUACUUCUACCUCUUCCAACCCAGAAAUCAAUGAUAAUGAUGCUGAAGCUCCUAUUUCGUCCUUCGUUCCUGAAAUUAGACACUCAUCACUUGGCAUUUCUCCUGUUAAUAUUCCUCAUGAUCAGAUGAGAAUGAUUGAGAACAUUAAUGCACUUAUUUCUGAGCUGGCAUUGGAGAAAGAAGAAUUGAUAAAAGCCUUGACCUCGGAAUCGUCUGAGUGUUCUAGGAUGAAGGAAAUAAACAAGGAGUUGUCCCGAAAACUUGAGAUCCAGACACAAAGAUUAGAGCUUUUGACUGCUCAAAGCAUGGUCAAUGAAAAUAUUUCUACAAAGCAACCAGAUUCCCGCGCCAUGUAUGAGAACACCCAAUAUGCAGAUGAGGGUGACGAGGUUGUGGAAAGGGUGUUGGGAUGGCUUAUGAAGCUCUUUCCUGGUGGACCUUCAAGACGGAGAACCAGCAAACUUCUUUGA